GGGCAUGAUCAGGUGCCUUGACAUACACUGUGCUCCUGGCUCUUUAUCAGUCUGCUUCUGGCACUCGAGCCAUGUCAGAUAUAUGCCUGGCCGUUUACCGACGCGCACAGCAUAGUAUCUCUGCAGAUCCUUGUCCGCCUUGCGCUUCCUCGAUUUAUCCGCUGGCAUGUCGACGCGUUCGUUCAGAAAGCUUGCGAGAAGCUGUAGGGUGUUGCGGUACUUGUCGCGGAUGUCGUCUGGUCUGCCUCGCCAAAAUGUGGCGCUUCGUCGCCUUAAAAGUACCGAUGGGAAGAGGCGACGGCUUGAAGAAGCUCGGGGAUGAAGCUCGUCAACAGCCUUUGUCCAAAAAGCUUGAAGUCGCGAGCGCAUGCGUCAGGGCUGUUGCAAAGCUACCUGGUCGGUGUCGCGUGGGUCAAGAGAGUCAAAGACGACUCACGCCGGUGGCUAGAAGGGUCUCGAAAGCUGCAGUUCUAGGGCCGUUUCCUCAGCGGUUGCCUUUGUUCGUGGGCGCAUGCCGAAACAUGUAACGGGGGGAAAAGUGAAGAUUGCGGCAAGGGCCGGUAACGAGGGGACCACUUCAAUGGAGUGCGGAUGGAUCAUUCUUACUGACCCAGCCAGUGCCGCCUUCCUCACCAG
Messenger RNA from Colletotrichum phormii, 636 nucleotides. RefSeq lists its product as uncharacterized. Lineage: Eukaryota; Fungi; Ascomycota; Sordariomycetes; Glomerellales; Glomerellaceae. The coding region runs from base 72 to 527 and encodes 151 amino acids. The transcript has a single exon. The record is from RefSeq and is a predicted model, not a curated record.